This is a messenger RNA of Thamnophis sirtalis, 2736 nucleotides long. RefSeq names its product solute carrier family 7 member 4 (gene SLC7A4). The record is from RefSeq and is a predicted model, not a curated record. NCBI's taxonomy places the organism in Eukaryota, Metazoa, Chordata, Lepidosauria, Squamata, Natricidae. Gene Ontology annotation, cellular component: plasma membrane. Gene Ontology annotation, biological process: amino acid transport; transmembrane transport. Gene Ontology annotation, molecular function: amino acid transmembrane transporter activity.
AAGGAGCCGCCUCCCCGGGCAUCUGCUGCGCCCGCGGCCUCCGCCGCCUCCUCCUCCUCCCCGGCCGGAUCCUCGCAAGGCGGUGACGCAGUAGCGGCGGCGGACGGCGGGCGUGGAGCUGCCAGCGGCGCCGGACAGGAGAAUACCUUUGGCUCCUCUGACUCUUGGUGGGUGAAGGAAGAAAGGGCCCUCUUGUCCAAGAUGGCAACCAGGCGGCUUCGUUCUGGAGACCUGGCCCGCUUUUGCCAAAAGCUCAACCGGGUGAAGACUCUGCAAGAUGACCUCAUGGAGACCUCCUUCAACCGUUGCUUGAGCACAGUCGACUUGACACUGCUGGGCAUUGGCGGGAUGGUGGGCUCUGGCCUCUAUGUGCUGACCGGCACUAUUGCUAAAGAGACAGCUGGACCGGCCAUCGUGGUGUCCUUCAUCAUUGCGGGCAUCGCCUCUCUGCUGGCUGCCCUCUGCUAUGCGGAGUUUGGUGCCCAGGUGCCCAAGACGGGCUCUGCGUACAUGUUCACCUAUGUCUCAGUGGGUGAGAUCUGGGCCUUCCUCAUCGGCUGGAAUGUCAUUCUGGAGUACAUGAUUGGUGGGGCAGCAGUGGCCAGAGCCUGGAGUGGCUACCUGGAUUCCAUUUUUGACCACAGGAUCAAGAACUUCACGGAAGCCCAUGCUGGCACUUGGCACAUACCCUUCUUGGCCCAUUAUCCGGACUUCUUGGCAUCUGGCAUUGUGCUCAUUGCCACGGCCUUCAUUUCCUUUGGUGCCCGCUUCUCCUCUUGGCUCAACCACGUCUUCUCGGCCAUCAGCAUGGGCGUCAUUCUCUUCAUCCUGGUCAUGGGGUUCAUCCUGGCCAAGGCCCAGAACUGGAGUGCCAGUGAGGGAGGAUUUGCCCCUUAUGGCAUCUCUGGCAUCAUGGCCGGCUCAGCCACGUGCUUCUAUGCCUUUGUGGGCUUUGAUGUUAUUGCCACAUCCAGCGAGGAGGCCCGGAACCCGGAAAAGGCCAUUCCGAGGGCCAUCGCCAUCUCACUGAGCCUUGCCACCGGAGCAUAUAUCCUUGUGUCCAUGGUGUUAACGCUGAUGGUGCCCUGGCAUUCGCUGGACCCUGAUUCAGCCUUGGCCGACGCCUUCUACAAGAGGGGCUAUUCCUGGGCAGGUUUCAUUGUGGCCACCGGUUCCAUUUGUGCCAUGAACACCGUUCUCCUCAGCAACCUCUUCUCCCUGCCUCGGAUUGUCUACGCCAUGGCCGAGGACGGUCUCUUUUUCCAGGUGUUUGCCCGCGUUCACCCCCGCACGAAGGUGCCCGUGGUGGCUAUCGUGGUGUUCGGCUUCCUCAUGUCUGUCCUCUCGCUCAUCUUUGACCUGGAGGCCCUGGUCCAGUUCCUCUCCAUUGGCACACUCCUGGCCUACACCUUUGUCGCAGCCAGCGUGAUCAUCCUGCGCUUCCAGCAAGGCAAGACGGAAGCUCAGGAGGCCGCCGGGAGGAGCGAGGCCAUCCAAGCAACGGCUGAGCCUGUGGGCGCUGCCGAACCCAAAGAAUACGAGUCUUUCUCAGAUAAGCUGCAGCUGGUGGGCAAAGAGAAAGCGGGCAGGGUGCGUGAACCAGGGCAGCUGAAGGCAGCCUUCGAACCCUACUUGGAGUUCCUCAGUGAUUUCUACCCUGGUGAAGUGGUCACCGUGGCCGUGGUUGUCCUCAUGGUGUCGGCCCUCUGCUUGGCAUCCAUCCUGGUCUUUGGAAAGACACAGCUGCACCUGCCCACCUGGAGUUACGCCUUGCUCAUCCUGCUCUCCAGCCUGGCUUUCACGGGCAGCCUUGUCCUCAUUGGUGUCCAUGAGCAGAAGCCAACCUCCCAGACCUUCCAGCUUCCUCUGGUACCGCUGACGCCUGCCCUGAGUAUUUUCAUCAACCUCUUCCUCAUGCUGAAGCUCAGCUACAUGACCUGGCUGCGUUUCUCCAUCUGGUUGGUGGCAGGCCUGCUGGUGUACUUCAGCUACGGCAUCUGGCACAGCAAAGAGAACCUGCGGGACUCCCCGACACAGGAAACCCGAGCCCGCUAUGUGGUCUUCCCGAGCAGCAGCUUGGAGGAGACGGUGCAGACAGUGCAGCCCAGGACGGAGCCAGCCCAGGGCCUGCCAGAUGCCCAGGAGAGUGGCGAAGAAGCCAAGAGAUGACCUGGGAGGGUCCGGCAGAGGCCCUGCUUCCCUCACCCACCCAUCCCAUCCCGCCCGUUGCUCUCCAGUCUGGUCAGAGAAGAGCACAGGCAGGAAAGUCUGGGGAGAAACCAACCUUUUACUGCCGGGGGGGGGGACUCCCCCACUUCUCCUCUCUUACCUGGCCUCGCUUCUCUGACCGGAAAACUGAACUCACCUGUUUGCCGGAUGCUCUUCAGAAACGGCUCCUUCGCUUGUGCCCCAGCUAAGCCACCCUCUCCUGUGCCUCCUUUGUGUCAUCCACUUGCUCCCCUUCCCUCCCUCUCCAACCUGCCCUCCAAGGGGCAGUGCCAGGCCUGCCAUUUUGGGGUCUUGAUCAAUCAGUGGAGGAAGGCAGGGUGUGUGAUGUAUGCCUGGAUGCUUGGAUGGGCUCCUGCAGGGCAGGGACAGGGCUGUCAGAAUGACAGACUGAGAUGAGCUGAUUUCCCAGUUUUGAUCUCAAACAGAGUCCUUGACCACUAACAAAGGCACAUCUGAGAGCCCAGAUAUCUCUCUCUUGCACAGACCAUGGGAUGUAAUCAUCACACC